CAAAAUUUAAAUGCCAAACCAUCAUAGGCAUAGCUUACCUGAGUAGUGCCCAACUUCUGGUGACUGACAGACCCUCCUCCCUCCCUUCCCCUUCCUCCUCCUCUAAUCCUCGUUAGCUCAGGAUUCAAAUCUCUCGAAUUUCCCAAACGCCGGAUUCGCAGAAGGAAGACAUGGCGAAGGACUCGUACGAGGAUGCCAUUGCCGGACUUUCCAAGCUCCUAAGUGAAAAGGCUGACCUCGAGGGCGUCGCCGCCGCCAAGAUCAAGCAGAUAACGGCUGAGCUGGCGUCGGCCGACUCGACCGACGCGGUCGAGAGGAUCAAAACCGGGUUCACCCAUUUCAAGAAGGAGAAAUACGAGAAAGAUGUUGAUUUGUACGCCAAACUCGCCGCAGGCCAAAGUCCCAAGUUCAUGGUAUUUGCAUGCUCAGACUCCCGAGUUUGCCCCUCGCACAUCCUCAAUUUCCAACCAGGGGAGGCCUUUGUAGUCCGAAACAUCGCUAACAUGGUCCCUCCAUAUGACCUGACAAAGUACUCGGGAAUGGGGGCGGCCAUUGAAUAUGCGGUAUUGCAUCUGAAGGUGGAGAAUAUUUUGGUGAUUGGACACAGCUGCUGUGGAGGUAUAAAGGGGCUCAUGUCUAUCCCAGAUGAUGGGUCCACUGCUAGUGACUUCAUAGAGAGCUGGGUGAAAAUCUGUUCACCGGCAAAGACCAAGAUUAAAGCUGCAUACAGUGGUUUGAGUUUCACAGAGCAGUGCACCAACUUGGAGAAGGAGUCCGUGAACAUCUCAUUGGGAAACUUACUGACAUAUCCAUUUGUGAGAGAAGCAGUGGUGAACAAGACUCUGAGUCUGAAAGGCGGAUAUUACGAUUUCGUCAAGGGCAGCUUCCAGCUCUGGGAUCUUGAUUUCAAAAUUACACCUAAUUUGACUGUGUGAGCAUCAAACAUUGUCCAGAAACCUUCCCUUCGUUUCUUGAAAAAUUUCAACUCCAUCUUCUUUGGAACAACAUUUGGCAAAAUAAUUGUGUUUAUGGCUUGUGUGAUAUUGAAAUAUCAAAUAAGUAUAGCAAUGCUGUAUUCUGGUUUAUUGCAAUAUGUAAAAAGUUAUAUUUUCACUAGCAAUGUUUCUUAGCUUCAAACGCUGAUGAAAUUUACCGUUUUACCCAUUUACUUUAUGCAAUGCUGUAUUCUGGUUUAAUA
Molecule: messenger RNA, 1198 nt
Organism: Malus domestica (apple)
Lineage: Eukaryota; Viridiplantae; Streptophyta; Magnoliopsida; Rosales; Rosaceae
Product: carbonic anhydrase 2-like
Biological process (GO): carbon utilization
Molecular function (GO): carbonate dehydratase activity; zinc ion binding
Source: RefSeq, a predicted model, not a curated record